GUCUAUGAUCUUAGCCUGUUCCGGAAGGAACGAAUAAUUGAAAAAAAAAAAAAAAAAAAAAAAAAAAAUUGAAGUUACAAAAAGCAAUGGCAAAGUGUGUUUUGAGAAUGUAAAAUAAAUUUAUUUAUAAUUUAGAUUAAGAGAAUCCAAUGGAUAGAUACCCAAAUGUUGAGAAAAUUGGCGAAGGAACGUACGGUGUAGUUUACAAAGCAAAAGAUAUUGAAACUGGAAAAGAAAUAGCAUUAAAGAAGAUUAAACUUGAGAAUGAACCAGAAGGAGUGCCAUCGACGGCACUACGCGAAAUCUCUGUGCUGCGUGAACUACGGCAUCCGGCUGUGGUGGAACUGCUAGAUGUACUGCUCACAGAAAAUAAACUUUUCCUUGUGUUUGAAUUCCUGCACAUGGACCUCAAGAGGCUAAUGGACAUCUACAAAGGGCCUUUGCCGCAUGAUCUUGUCAAGAGUUACCUAGCACAGCUGUUGGACGGUAUCGCUUACUGCCACUCGAUGCGGGUGCUUCACCGCGACCUGAAGCCGCAGAACCUGCUGGUGGACGCGGAGGGGCGCGUGAAGCUCGCGGACUUCGGUCUGGCGCGCGCGUUCGGCAUCCCGGUGCGCGCGUACACGCACGAGGUGGUCACGCUCUGGUACCGCGCGCCCGAGAUCCUGCUCGGGUCCAAGUUCUACUCUACCGCCGUCGACGUCUGGAGUCUCGCUUGCAUAUACGCCGAGAUGGCGAGCGGGCGCACGCUGUUCCCGGGCGACAGCGAGAUAGACCAGCUGUUCCGCGUGUUCCGCGCGCUCGGCACGCCGGGCGCGGGCGUGUGGGCGGGCGCGCGGCGGCUGCCCGACUACCGCGCCUCGUUCCCGCGCUGGGCGCCGCGGCCCGCGCACGCGCUGCUGCCCGACCCGCUGCGGGCCGACCCGCACGCGCGCGCGCUCUUCGACGCCAUGCUGCAGUACGAGCCCAGCGAGCGCGUGCCCGCGCGGGCCGCCCGCCGCCACGCCUACCUGCGCGACGCGCACCUCGUGCGGCCCCGCGUCGAGCGCGCCUGACGCCGCCCGCCGCCACGCCUACCUAUACCCCGUGCGGCCCC
This is a messenger RNA of Diatraea saccharalis (sugarcane borer), 1096 nucleotides long. The record is from the annotation of a GenBank genome assembly. Lineage: Eukaryota; Metazoa; Arthropoda; Insecta; Lepidoptera; Crambidae.